GUCCCUAAGGACCACGCAAAGACACGAACAUACAUAUUUGCUUCCUCCUCUAAAACUUGGAUGCCCUAAAGGUCUAAAGGCGUUGAUCAAGACCAAACUUUCACAAUAAAAAAAAUAAUUAAGGUAGGAGUGCUUUUGAAAAUAAAUAAUAAUAUAUUUCCUUUCAUAUGAAUUUCAUUUGUUUUCAAUAUAUGAUUAAUGUGAAAUGUCCAAAGAAAUUCCAAACAAAAUGGAAAAACUUCUCUUCUUCCUCCCACUCAUCAUUCCUCUUCUCUCCGUCGCCGCCACCUGCCGCCACCCUCUCGACCCACUCUCCUCGUCCGAAUUCGAAAUCAUCCGAUCACUGAUAACUAAUUCCAACCCCUCCACCAACAUCACCUUCCAAUACGUCGCUCUCGCCGACCCCACGAAGCAAUCUGUCCUCUCAUGGCUUGCAAACCCCAAAACUCGGCCACCACCCCGCCGUGCCACCGCUACCAUCCGAUUCAACAAAGCCACACACGAGAUCCUUAUAGACCUAGAAAAAAAAACCAUGAUCUCGAACAGGGUCUACUCCGGUACAGGGUACGCACCGUUCACAUUUGAGGAGCAGUUCGCGGCGGCCGCACUGCCGGCGUCACACCCUCCGUUCGUGGCGGCGAUGAAAAAAAGAGGGCUGAAAUUGGAGGAAGUGGUUUGUGCGUGUUUUAGCGUUGGAUGGUUUGGGGAAAAGAGGAAAGUGGAACAGAGGAUUGUGAAAGUUCAGUGUUAUUAUUUGGAUGGGAGUGUGAAUUUGUAUAUGAGACCUGUGGAAGGAGUAACGGUGACCGUUGAUCUUGAUGAGAUGAAGAUUAUUGGGUUUCGUGAUAGAUAUGUGGUUCCGAUUCCAAAGGCGGGUGGAACUGAGUACAGAGAAUCAAUGCUGAAGCCGCCAUUUUUGCCACCUUUGAACGGAAUGAAGAUGGUGCAGCCGGACGGCCCUAGCUUCCAAAUCAAUGGUCACUCCGUUAGUUGGGCAAAUUGGAAUUUUCAUGUAAGCUUAGAUGAGAGAGCAGGGCCAAUUAUAUCAUUAGCAUCAAUCUACGACAUCCAAAAGCAAAAACGUCGACAAGUGAUGUAUAGAGGAUUCAUAUCAGAAUUGUUCGUUCCGUACAUGGAUUUAAACGAAGAAUGGUACUAUCGAACGUUUUUUGAUGCCGGCGAGUAUGGCUUCGGCCAGUGUGCAGUUCCGUUACAGCCGCUUCGAGAUUGUCCGGAAAAUGCAGUGUUUAUGGACACUUACAUGGCUGCCGGAGAUGGUAGACCGAUGAAGAUGUCCAACACAUUUUGUAUAUUUGAACGGCAUGGCGGUGAUAUCAUGUGGCGUCAUACGGAGGGCACCAUUCCCAAUACACUUAUUAGAGAGACGAGAGCAGAAAUUAGCUUAGUAGUGAGAAUGGUGGCAGCAGUUGGCAACUAUGACUACAUUGUAGAUUGGGAAUUUAAGCAGAGUGGCUCCAUUAUUGCUAAUGUUGGGUUAACUGGUUUACUUGAAGUUAGGGCUUCGAAGUACACUCACAAAGACCAAAUAAAGGAGGAAGUUUAUGGCCCGUUGUUAGCCGAGAAUACAAUUGGUGUCCGCCAUGAUCACUUCCUCACCUACCACCUCGAUCUCGACAUUGACGGUGAUGCCAACUCCUUCCUCAAAUCCAACCUCCGCACUAUCCGAUCCCAAGACCCUGAUUAUCCUAGGCGAAGUUAUUGGACGGUUGUCACCGAGACGGCCAAAACAGAGGCAGAUGCGAGGAUCAAAUUUGGCUUCCAACAGGAUGAGUUGGUGGUCGUUAAUCCCAACCAGAGGACCAGAAUGGGGAACCCCGUCGGUUACCGUCUAAUUCCGAAGUCGACGACAAGUCCUCUUUUGAGUGCUGAUGAUUACCCCCAAAUUAGGGGAGCUUUCUCUAAUUACAAUGUGUGGGUUACACCAUAUAAUCGCUCCGAGAAAUGGGCUUCUGGACUCUACACUGAUCAGAGUCAUGGAGACGACACCUUGGCUACUUGGAGUCUCAGGGACAGGGAGAUAGAGGACAAGGACAUAGUGAUGUGGUACACAAUGGGAUUUCAUCAUGUGCCUUGCCAAGAAGAUUUCCCAUUAAUGCCUACUUUGAGCAGUGGAUUUGAGCUUAGACCAACCAAUUUCUUUGAGAGCAAUCCUGUGCUUAAAGUCACCCCACCUCACAUAGUCAACUUGACCAAUUUCUCUCAGACUUCAAACCAUAAUUAAAACUCCAUCUCCUUCUAUUCUGCUUUAAAUAAAUUUCAUCAACAACGCACAUUCUUUUACAUACGUCUCUGUUUUCAGCCCUGCAGAAGUCCAUCCGUUCUUAUUUCCGACGUAAAAGUUUUAUGUAAACGGUCAUUUGAUUUGAGAGUUUGUUUCUAUUUCUAUCAUUGAGUCACUUCAGUCCAUUGGUUAGAAACUCAAACUAUUUCUACAACCAUGAGUUUGAGUUUGGGUGGAGGGUAUUAAAAUAAAUUAAAUUUUAUGGUCAAAUUAAUAAUUUUCUUCUAGUA
Messenger RNA from Cucumis sativus (cucumber), 2532 nucleotides. RefSeq names its product primary amine oxidase. Bases 206 to 2242 code for a protein of 678 amino acids. Gene Ontology annotation, biological process: amine metabolic process. Lineage: Eukaryota; Viridiplantae; Streptophyta; Magnoliopsida; Cucurbitales; Cucurbitaceae. The record is from RefSeq and is a predicted model, not a curated record. The transcript is spliced from 5 exons. Gene Ontology annotation, molecular function: quinone binding; primary methylamine oxidase activity; copper ion binding.